This is a messenger RNA of Micropterus salmoides (largemouth bass), 1653 nucleotides long. It is a transcript of the gene stx18, whose product is annotated as syntaxin 18. Gene Ontology annotation, biological process: retrograde vesicle-mediated transport, Golgi to endoplasmic reticulum. Bases 52 to 1035 code for a protein of 327 amino acids. Gene Ontology annotation, cellular component: endoplasmic reticulum; SNARE complex. The record is from RefSeq and is a predicted model, not a curated record. The transcript has 11 exons. Lineage: Eukaryota; Metazoa; Chordata; Actinopteri; Centrarchiformes; Centrarchidae.
UGACGUGUCAGUUUGUUUACAGCGGUGCCUGCGCCGCAGCUCUGCACAGCCAUGGCUAUGGACAGAACUUUACUUUUCAAAGCCAGUGUCAAGACAGUGAAAACCAGGAACAAGGCGAUAGGAAUAUGCUUUGACUCCACCAAAGAUGAAAUUCUCAAGAAAUGCAGACCCAAGAGUGGCUUCUCUCCGAAGGCGAAAGAAGUGAUCACGAACAUCACCAAGCUCAAAGACUUUCUGCUACAACACAGGAAAGAUUAUGUGAGCGCUGGAAGUCUCAUCUCAUCAGAUGUUACCCGUAUGACGGACAAUGAACGCGACCAGAUUGACCAGGAUGCUCAGAUCUUCAUGAGGACCUGCUCUGAGGCCAUCAAGCAGCUACGCAUUGAAGCGGAGAAACAGGUGACAUCAGCCCAGAUAAAGGAGCACAGAGGGGCAGUGCUGGACCUCAUUGAAAUGUAUCUAAGAGCGGUAUGCAAGCUGUACUCUGAGCAGAGAGCAAUCAGGGUCAAGAGAAUGGUGGACAAGAAGAGGCUAUCAAGACUGGCACCAGAGCACCACAUUCGGGUGGAGAAAGCACCAGAGGUGGAUCCCACGGAGGAGCCCACGGAGGAGAAGACUGUCAAGGAGGAAAGCUCUGAGAAUAGUGUGUCAGAGGUCCUGGACAACCCUGUCAACCUGUGGGAGGAGGCCCGAGUGGAGGAUGAGCUCUCUCCUGAGGAGAUCCAGAUGUUUGAGCAGGAGAACCAGAGGUUGGUGAGUGAGAUGAACAGCCUCGUGGAUGAAGUGAGGCAAAUCGAGGGGAAGGUGGUGGAGAUCUCACGACUGCAGGAGAUCUUUGCUGAGAAAGUCCUGCAACAAGAAACAGAGAUAGGCAGUAUUCAUCAGCUGGUUGUGGGUGCUACAGAAAACGUCAAAGAAGGCAAUGAGGAUAUACGAGAGGCCAUCAAAAACAACGCUGGCUUCCGGGUGUGGAUCCUGUUCUUCCUGGUCAUGUGCUCUUUUUCUCUCCUCUUCCUGGACUGGUAUGACAGCUAACACAGCUAGCACGCAUGGACUCUAUACGACAGGAAACCGCCUGACUCUGGUGCAUAUUGGUUAUCUCAUAAAGAAGCGGAUGACACUGAGACUGAAUGAACAGUUUUCCAUGCUGGACCUGGUGUACAAAGUGUUCUUCAUGAAGAGUCUAUGUUCAAGUAGAAAUGGCAGUUUGUUCUUCCCUGGUUAUCUUAUUAAUAAUUGUCCAGUGCUUUCAGGGCAGAUUCAGUGUUUAAAAGCACUUCUGUGGAGGCGAGCUUUGUCUGGAGCACUGUGUCUACUUUAAGUGUGUAUAUGGUUGGGCAGUCAGUCUUUCUCCACCACUAAAAGCAGUGAAAAUGGUUUGAUUGGCAGCAACUAUUCUUGCCUGACUAACUGAAAAAAGUGUAUUUCUGUCGAUCCCUUUUUGGAAGGUUCUAGAGGAUACUGACUUUUCAAUUUAAAUAGAUUAUAAACUUGUAUCCCUGAAUUACAUACAAUGAUGAUUCACUGUUGAAUGCUGAGAAUGUUUUUGUUGUUUGCUUUCUAAGCAAUUGUCAGCAGCAGAACAAUUCAUUUGAUAUCUAUCAAAGCGCAACUGUACUAACACACCACUCUAGUAAAGCUAACUUAAUUAAA